Drosophila mojavensis is the source of this 1881-nucleotide messenger RNA. RefSeq names its product dynein assembly factor with WDR repeat domains 1. Gene Ontology annotation, molecular function: protein binding. Lineage: Eukaryota; Metazoa; Arthropoda; Insecta; Diptera; Drosophilidae. The record is from RefSeq and is a predicted model, not a curated record.
CGCUGGCGACACCUGACGGCCAUUUUGUUUUGCUUUUGUCGCCAUUGCUGCGACUUAGCUUUACCAGGCUCGAGAGGCUGUAGCACGAAAGCUUUUUUGUGAAUGCAGCGAAGCUUUAUUUGAAACAAUGGCGGGAAAGCAAAUUCAUUAUAGUCAUGCUAGGAAUAGCAAAUACUAUAGCUGUCAAUAUACAUAUAUAAGUAAUAAAAUAAAUAAAUGCAUACCACAACAUACUAGCAUCACACUGCACUACGAAGUUCGAUACACCCACGCACCCACCCAGACCUACAGCACAGAGAAUCGACCAAACUAGUUGCCUGCCCUUAGCUUCUCUACCGACGAGGCUGACAAGGCAACGCGCAACAAAUUAAAGCAGGUCAGCAAGCACAACUGAUACGCGCUAGCAACUCUACUCGACAAAGAAAUUCCGACAGUCGCCUGACUGACAACAGCUGUGGAAUGAGCGCCAAUAAAAUUUUUCUGCGCUAUUACCCGCCAGGUUUGGCUUUAAGUUAUCGAUCGGCUAAGGGCGGUGAGCGACUGCGACACUUCGAUUUGCUCGACUUGGAUGCCAAAACAAAUGUGGAGCAGCUGGCGGACAGAAUAUUGUUUGAGGAGUUGCAGGUGAGCGAGGCAGUAGCGGAUGAAGGCGCCACCUGCGCUGAAAAUGCUGCAUUAUGCCUGUCCUCCAACUCCAAGGCCUCCAGCUCCCACAACAUGUUCAGCGCACUGAAGCAAGCCAUUGAGAAGCUGCAGGCGAAGCUGCGCGAGCCGAUUAAGAAGAAGUUCUAUCUGCACAAGUGCUACAACUCGCACAUUCUGCCGCUGACCAACGUGUGCUUCGAUCGCAGCGGCGAGCGCUGCUUGACCGGCAGCUACGAUCGCACCUGCCAUGUGAUCAACACCAGCACCGGCCUGGUGCAGCAUGUGCUCAACGGACACGACAACGUGGUCUUCUCGGUGGCCUUCAAUACGCCGCGCUGGUAAGUUUGAUCGAGCAGGAUUGAUAAUGCUUAACGCUGUUUGAUUAGCGACAAGAUCAUUACGGGCUCCUUUGAUGGCACCGCCAAGAUCUGGUCGGCAGCCACUGGCCAGUGCCAGAGCACGUUGUAUGGCCACACAGCCGAGGUGGUGGCUGCCGAGUUCAAUCCUGCGCACGACCAGGGCGUGGCAACGGCCUCCAUUGAUGGCAAGGCGCGCAUCUUCGAUGCGGAAACAGCGCAGGAGCUGCAACAGCUGGGCCACCACGGCGCCGAGGUGAUUGUGGCGCGCUACUCUCGCGACGGCCAGCUGCUGCUGACAGGUUCCUUUGACCACACAGCCGCCAUUUGGGACACACGCAGCAAGAGCUGCUGCCAUCAGCUGCGUGGACACACGGCGGAGCUGUCGAACUGCGUCUGGAACUUCAGCAGCUCGCUGAUUGCAACCGGCAGCCUGGACCGCACCGCACGCAUCUGGGAUGUGCGCCGCCUGGACCAGGAGCUGCAUUUGGUGUCGACGCACAGCGAUGAGGUGCUGGACGUGAGCUUCGAUGCGGCCGGCAAGCAGUUGGCCACCAGCAGCAGCGACUGCACGGCGCGCGUCUGGAGCUUGGAGCCGUUCGAGAUGCUGUCGCUGAUGGCCGGCCACAGCGACGAGGUGAACAAGGUGUGCUUCAGUCCCAGCGGCUGCAUGCUGCUCACCGCCUCGGCGGACAACACGGCACGCCUAUGGCUGGCCGAGACGGGCCAGUGUUCCCAGGUGCUGACUGGCCAUGAGUCGGAGGUAUUCAGCUGCGCCUACAGCUACGCAGGCGACGCUAUAUUGACUGCGUCCAAGGAUAACACUUGCCGCGUUUGGAGGUGAUACGACUGGUACACUGUGCACUUCAAUUCCGAUUAA